CCCCGCCCAGUUUCCUGUGAAUUAGAACAUCCGCGUUGAUACGGAUAGGGGACUUUCGAGACUGUCACCCUUAAUUUUCACAACGUAGAAAUAAAUAGAUUGAAUGUUUCAUAGGCAGCCAGUGGGAACAAUGUCUGGACAAAACAGUGACCAGUUGCAUCGCUCUACUUUGGGCAUAUAUGCGAGCCUGAUGGAUCAGUUCAACCCAAGUCUACAGAAGUUAGUGUCUUUGGGAAACAGCUACAUGCAGGCUUUCCAAGCUCUUGCUGUGACCAGUGAGGCUUACUUCAGCACCCUUGCUAAGAUAGGGGAGCAGGCCUUCCACACCAUGUCAUCUCGCUCUAUUGGAGAUGUUCUGAUUCAGAUUUCAGAGAACCAGAAGAGUCUCACCACUGAACUGGAAGGAAUAUUCCGCUGGUUCCACACUGAGGUGCUACAGGAGAUGAACAACAAUGUCAGACUGGAUAAGGACUACAUAGCAGGCAGCAGGAGGCGAUAUGAGAUGGAGGUACAGAGCCAGGCCAUAUCUUUGGAGAGGCAGCUGAGGAGAGGAGCUCACCAGGAUGAGUACAUUCACUUCCUGAGGGAGAGUCAGCGCGAGGCUCUGAUGGAGGAAGAAAGGCGAUACCGUUUCCUGGCUGAGAAACACUGUGGUCUCACUCAGUCCAUCAUCUACCUCAUGAACAAGACAGGGGCAGGGGGAAGCCUACAGCAGAUAGCUGAUGGAUGGAGAGACCAGGUCAACGCCACCAGACGACCUGGAUCCCGGAACCCCUCUCACCUGGACCAGGACAACACAUCCAGAACGAGGGAGGAGGACAGGGGGAGCCAAUGGUCAGGCAAAGAGGAGCAGCUUCUAGGAAGAGUGCCCUCCAGAGGCCCGUCACCCCAGAACAUCCGUUCCCGCUCCAGCUCAUUUGGCGAGUCCCUAGGUCUGGGUGGAGGUGGAGGAGGGAGACCUAUGAGAGCUCUGGUAUCCCACCCUGCUAACUCCAGCAACCCCACCCUGCUGCCCUUCUCCCGGGGGGAGGUGGUGAGCGUGCUGGUGCAGGAGCCCCGUAAUGGCUGGCUCUACGGCCGGGCAGAGAGCAGCUCACGCCAGGGCUGGUUCCCAGCGGCCUAUGUGGGGACACUGGAGGAGGCCCCUAGAUCAACUGGCUCCAGUAGCUCCACCCUUAGGUGCGCCCACAGUAUGGACAACCUGCUGGACCAAUCAGCAGGCAGCAGCCACGGUAGACCCCCGCCCCCGCCGCCUCCACCCAAUAGACAGACAGAGAUGCGUCCAAUCACACCCAGCAUGGAUAGAAGGGCGGAGUCUCACUCUGACAAUAAGAGAGAAGAGCGUCAUGGUGGACCUGGGCCAAACCUCUUUCCAAAGGGCACCAACCCUUUCGCCACUGUCAAGCUGAAGCCCACGUCCACCGAUGACAGAUCUGCUCCACGGCUCCGUCGGUGAAGAGGUCACGCCCUUGGGAAGGCAGUAGGGUGGCCUACUACUCUAGUGAAGGACCUGGGUUUGUCAAUUCUAAUCUACCAAUGGGGAUACUUAACCUAAAUGACCCUUAGUGUGUACUCGGCUAUGUGAAUGGCUGACAUGUGAGAGUGUUGAGCUAAUGUAAUAGUCCCAACAAAACAAUGACUUUUAACUUUACUGUUAAAAUAAAAAUGGUAGCUGCUUUUCACAUUGUUUCCAGACAGAAAUUCCUUUAAUCAGACAGAAAUUUUCUAGUUAUUGAGGGCCAAUCGGUAGUGCUGAGCGAUUAACUGAAAUGUAUUGAACAACCAAUUAACCAACGUCGGUUUUUGUGAGUUUCUGUAGAGAGAAAUCCAAUAAUUCACGAGCAAAAUCAAGUCAAGAACUCCUUGGGGAUGCUUGGCUGUAGUAUUAAGCCAAUAAUUAAACUUAAUUCAGCACAGAAAUUUGGUGAUGAACUACAAUGACCAUAAUCCAUUGCGCCUGUACUUCCCGGCUUGGAUGUUAGAUAAGACACACACACAGACCAAAUAGACCGCAUGAUAGGAAUGUACAGAACACAACGAUGAGAGGGAAGGAGACAAUUUGUGAAAGUAUGCCUUACCUUGUUUGAAGAGCUAGUAAAAAUGUUUUUUUUAACAGACUGCUCUGCAACAUUAUUAGACAGGCUGGCCUAGCUAAAUAGGAUGACUAAAGACAGUACGGUAUAUGAAACACAGAAAUACUGUAACGUUAGAUGCUACUACUUGAGCAGAGAUGAGAUGAUGACUUUAAGGAAUGAAACAUGAUAAAGACAUCCGAUAAAAAUGAAGUAAUGUACACAACUGAAAUAUGUUAUCAUUAUGAUAGUAAUUUUCUAUUUUUCAAUGGAUGUCUACCCAAUGUGAACCUUGACAGAGACAAUGGAAUAUUUGAAAUGUUUUAACAGUAUAAUGUUCACUAUUUUUGGUUUUUAAUUUCCAUUAAAAAGCUUUAAAAUCA
Molecule: messenger RNA, 2455 nt
Organism: Oncorhynchus gorbuscha (pink salmon)
Lineage: Eukaryota; Metazoa; Chordata; Actinopteri; Salmoniformes; Salmonidae
Gene: baiap2l2a
Product: BAR/IMD domain containing adaptor protein 2 like 2a
Exons: 14
Coding region: 104-1456 (450 amino acids)
Biological process (GO): plasma membrane organization; positive regulation of actin filament polymerization; actin crosslink formation
Cellular component (GO): nucleoplasm; cytosol
Molecular function (GO): protein binding
Source: RefSeq, a predicted model, not a curated record